Molecule: messenger RNA, 2190 nt
Organism: Carassius gibelio (silver crucian carp)
Lineage: Eukaryota; Metazoa; Chordata; Actinopteri; Cypriniformes; Cyprinidae
Product: mitogen-activated protein kinase kinase kinase 20
Exons: 13
Coding region: 295-1635 (446 amino acids)
Biological process (GO): protein phosphorylation
Cellular component (GO): cytoplasm
Molecular function (GO): ATP binding; protein kinase activity
Source: RefSeq, a predicted model, not a curated record
CGUCAGAUUGUCGUAAUUCAUAUUCAUAAUUCAAGCCUUUACCGUAGUAGGAUUCAUAAUUUGUCCAGCCGUCCCAACUUCGAAGUGUCCUGUUAUGGAAGUGCGGUAACACGAGACAUGGGGCUCCGCAUAUUAUUUUAUGACUGGGAUUGUUCAGAGUGCGACAGGCAAACGCGUUUCACCGGACCGCACGGAAAACACGACUAGCAGGAGUCAAGAAACUCACUCACUAACCAAAGAAAACCUUUCCCCAAGGCCCAUCCACACAAGAGGAAGAGUGAAUGUCAGUAUGAGAUGUCGUCCCUCAGCGCUAGCUUCGUUCAGAUCCGUUUCGAUGACGUCCGCUUCUAUGAGAACUGCGGCGGCGGGAGUUUUGGGAGCGUGUACCGGGCACACUGGAUCUCACAGGACAAAGAAGUGGCUGUCAAAAAACUGCUGAAGAUUGACGCUGAGGCUGAGAUUCUGAGUGUCCUGAGCCACAAAAAUAUUAUUCAGUUCUACGGAGCCAUUCUGGAGGCGCCUAACUAUGGCAUUGUCACAGAAUAUGCCAGCAGAGGAUCACUGUAUGAAUAUUUGUCCAGUGUUGACAGUGAGGAGAUGGAUAUGGAUCAAGUAAUGACCUGGGCGAUGGAUAUUGCUAAAGGAAUGCAUUAUUUACACGCCGAGGCUCCUGUGAAAGUCAUUCACAGAGACCUGAAGUCAAGAAAUGUUGUGUUAACUGCAGACAAUGUAUUAAAGAUCUGUGAUUUUGGAGCAUCUAAGUUGGUUUCUCACACAACGCACAUGUCUCUGGUGGGCACCUUCCCUUGGAUGGCCCCUGAAGUGAUCCAGAGUCUGCCCGUCUCAGAAACAUGUGACACCUACUCGUACGGCGUGGUAUUGUGGGAGAUGCUAACCAGAGAAGUGCCAUUUAAAGGUUUUGAGGGUUUGCAGGUGGCCUGGUUGGUGGUGGAAAAACAUGAGAGGCCGACCAUUCCCAGCAGCUGCCCCGCUAGCUUUGCAGACCUGAUGAGACGCUGCUGGAUUGCAGAGCCCAAGGAAAGGCCACAGUUCAAACAGAUCCUGAGCACCCUUGAGACCAUGAAAAACGACAGCAAACUGCCCGGCCAGUGCAACUCCUUCUUACAUAACAAAGCAGAGUGGAGGUGUGAGAUUGAGGAGACGCUGGAACGCUUAAAGCAGUUGGAGAUGGAGUUGAGCUGUAAGGAGCAGGAGCUGGCAGAAAGAGAGAGACGACUGACAGAGUGGGAAAACAGACUUAUGGAAAGAUCCAGAUCCUGCACUCCUCUGUUUUCACAUAUUUCCCCCUUGGCAGCUACUCUCAGUGCUGAGUCCUUCUAUGAGGCUCACAUGGAGGAGAGCAAAAGCUCGGAGGUCAGCUGUCAGAUUUCAUCAACCUGCAGUAACGGGGAUCUGGGCCAGGCCAGCCUACAGAAGCUCAUGCUGGGGUUCGGGAGCGUCUUUGACAUGGAUAUGAACAUUCCCAGUGGCAACCUCAUCAGCCAGUCAGGGAUACAGUUGAAUAUGCAAGCAAAGAAGAAUUCCUCCAAGUCCUGCAGUGUUCGUGAGGGACGCAAACUGAACAUGGCCAUCACCAUGAACCACUUUGGCUGGUCUGACGACGACAGCGAUUAGUGGAGGGCAGCACGGUACGAUAGGGUGAGGUUAGAUGGGGUCAGAGCCGGUUCAAGCAAGGUCAAAUGAUUAGAGUCAGAGCUAGCAAAAUCAGGAAUCAAUAGUUGAAACUGUAACGAUUGAUCUGAAUAUUUGAAAAAAAUAGUUGCACCCAUUUGUGGUAUGUUUCAGUGCGAAAAAAAACCAAAACAAAACAUGCAUUACUUUAUCCAGAGCAGAGUAUUACGCUAACCCUUUAGCGGUAGGCCUGCAGGUCUGAAUAUACCGGCUAACCAGUAUUAAUACCUUUUGAUAAACAGCAAGCACGAUGAAUGACCUGCGGUCUAAUUGGGAAGAUACGGGGUACUGCAUAUAUGCCCAUAAAUGGAAGCAUUUACCAUUGGUGGGAGGGGUUUAUCUCUGCCUGCUCUGAGGGAGAUACCAGAUCAUGCUGAGAUUUCCCCUGUGAGACACAUUUACAGUAUUUAUAAAGUGUGAUGUGAGAUUUAAUGGGAUUUCUGAAGCUCUUUUUGUAAAGCCCUGAAGUUUUUAUAAAAUAAAGGAAAUACUGUACAA